Messenger RNA from Chionomys nivalis (European snow vole), 6749 nucleotides. It is a transcript of the gene Opcml, whose product is annotated as opioid binding protein/cell adhesion molecule like. The transcript has 8 exons. NCBI's taxonomy places the organism in Eukaryota, Metazoa, Chordata, Mammalia, Rodentia, Cricetidae. Bases 549 to 1463 code for a protein of 304 amino acids. The record is from RefSeq and is a predicted model, not a curated record. Gene Ontology annotation, cellular component: neuron projection.
AUUCCCUCAGGGUCCCGGCGCGGCGGGGGUUAAGGUGGGCGCCCGCUCCCUGCACUCGCGGGGAUGUUCGUGCAGUCCGUGCCGCCUGCUAGCCGGCUCGCUCCAAGUCGACACCGGGAGAAAGUGGCGGUCAGGGAUGCAGCUGCUGCCAUGACAACCCUGGCGAGCAUGGCCCGCGCGCGUAGGGGCUGCUCCCGGGAGGAAGGCGGCGCGGAGGCCGGGGGCGGCCGCUGAGCGUGGCGUCCGCGCGUCCCCGCGUCCCGUGCAGCGUCCCCGGAGGAGGCGGGGGCCGCAGUCCGUUCAGCUCCCCGCGUCCAGAGCCUUCGCCGCGGCGCUCCGCGGGCUGGCAAGGGCCUGGCAGGCGGGAAUCGCCCACCGGGAUUCAGGGAGGACAGCCUCAGAGCGGAGGAUCCGGGCUAGCCGGCUGCGGGUCUCCGUGUGCAACUUUUUGUCGCCUUGGGGUCCAGAUGCGAGACUUGGAGCUGUUUUCUAACUCUAUCCAUACAUGAGUGCCGGUGCGCAGCGGAGAUGCCACCUUCCCCAAAGCUAUGGACAACGUGACGGUCCGGCAGGGGGAGAGCGCCACCCUCAGGUGUACCAUAGAUGAUCGGGUCACCAGGGUAGCCUGGCUAAACCGCAGCACAAUCCUCUAUGCUGGGAAUGACAAGUGGUCCAUAGACCCUCGAGUGAUCAUCUUGGUCAACACACCUACCCAAUACAGUAUCAUGAUCCAGAAUGUGGAUGUAUAUGAUGAAGGUCCAUACACUUGCUCGGUGCAGACAGACAAUCACCCCAAAACCUCCCGGGUCCACCUCAUAGUACAAGUUCCUCCCCAGAUAAUGAACAUCUCUUCAGACAUCACGGUGAAUGAAGGAAGCAGUGUGACUCUGUUAUGUCUUGCGAUUGGCAGACCAGAACCAACGGUAACAUGGAGACACCUGUCAGUCAAGGAAGGCCAGGGCUUUGUGAGCGAGGAUGAAUAUCUGGAAAUCUCUGACAUCAAACGUGACCAGUCCGGGGAGUACGAAUGCAGCGCCUUGAACGAUGUCGCCGCUCCUGAUGUGCGGAAAGUAAAAAUCACUGUAAACUACCCUCCUUAUAUCUCAAAAGCCAAAAACACUGGUGUUUCAGUUGGUCAGAAGGGCAUCUUGAGCUGUGAAGCCUCUGCUGUCCCCAUGGCUGAAUUCCAGUGGUUCAAAGAAGAUACCAGGUUAGCCACUGGCCUGGAUGGAGUGAGGAUUGAGAACAAAGGCCGCAUAUCCACUUUGACUUUCUUCAACGUCUCAGAGAAGGAUUAUGGCAACUAUACCUGUGUGGCCACAAAUAAGCUUGGGAACACCAAUGCCAGCAUCACACUGUAUGGGCCUGGAGCAGUCAUUGAUGGUGUAAAUUCCGCCUCUAGAGCACUGGCUUGUCUCUGGCUCUCAGGGACCUUCUUUGCCCACUUCUUCAUCAAGUUUUGAUAAGAAACCAUAGGUCCUCUGAGCGACGCCUGCUUCUCCAUAUCACAGACUUUAAUCUACACUGCGGAGGGCAAACCAGUUUGGGGUUCUUUUGGUUUAUUUUUGUUCUUGUUGGCUCCUCCCCACACUUUGGUUUGUUUCUGGGAUUUUUCAAGUUUAUUUGAUUUUGUUUUAUUUUUUUCUUUUAAAAUAAAGUGGGUUGGGGUUGGGGUGGGCAGGGUUUAUCAAGGGUAGGAUAAUCUUUUAUUGGUGUGCCCCAAAAUGGAAUCUGUUCUUGCUACCUUGGCCUUCCUUUUCUCUUUUUCUCUUCCCACAACCAUAACACACACACACAAACACACACACACAUACACUCCAAAAAUUGGGCAAAAAGAAUAUGUCCCAUGUCAAACACCCUGAAGGUAUAACUUGACUCACAAUGUAGUACACAUUAAGAGUUGCAUCUGCAUGUCUUAUUGUCUUUGUCUUUUAAGCUUUCAGUUGUUUCCCUCGUUAAAAGGUACAUAUCCUCAUCCCCAUGCUUAUUUCAGCAACGAUUCCAUUAGGUCUCACCCAUUCUCUUUGUAAGAAGCUAGCUCAUUGUAUCCAUAGAUAUACAUAUGUGUACAUCCACAUGUUCAAUUCUGCCAUCUUCUCCUGCCUUCCCACUCCACUCAUUUCUUCCACUAGUUGUAAGAAUUACAGGCUUGAGACUAUGCAGACAAUGCAAAACUAAAAAUUUACAAGACAAGUAACCAAAUGAGAAAAGUAUGUUAAUACUAGUACUUCCCUUAAAUGCUGUCACAACUCAUAAAAAAGUGAUCAAUACCUGGCUAAUUAUUUUAUCAAGCUAUCAAAGCAAUCAUACCGUCAUUCUGUUACUCAAUUGAUUUCUCUCUCCCUCUAGUUCUACCCACCCGUCUUUCUCUCUCGCAAUCCAUUUGCUCUGUUUAUCAUAACAUCAAUAUAAUUAUCUAGCUGUUUUCUGUUUUCCCUCCCACUCUUCACUCUCAGUUCAUCGCCGUAUUAACCUCUGAUCAUAUGUGUCCAUGCCACUGUCUCCAUUUCUCCAGCACCAUCAAGAGACAUUACCAUCUUCAGAUUUGCCUAGCAACUUCUUAUGUGAAAGCCAGUGAUCUUGCAGGCUAACUAUACAGAAGAGCAAUUUCCUAUGCCAUGCAUCCUUUGGGAGUGUGGAGACCCAUCCACUCAAAUUAUCCGUUGUGAACAGAUGGACCAAAGUUGCAAUCUAAAGAUCAGUCACUCAUUAUUCCCAGAGAGACUGUUUCCUGAACCACCUUCUCGGGAAGCAGAUGAACCCUGGAGAAGCCUUGAUUAUGCUGCAUUUCUCCUUUAACAGCUGGAAGAUUAAGGUACCAACCUCAUGCUGCUCUUGGCCUUUCAAGAAAAGCGCACGUCAGGAACUUGGAGGAACUUCUUGGUAGCUGGCUUUCAUUAGCAAAAAGAACCUGACGGGCGAAAACCACGUAUCUGUUCCUUCUAUGUAAAGACAGCAGUCCAUCAGCUGGGGUGUGAUAACUAAUAGCUAAACAUCUCCCUUCUGCUCCAGUUUUGAUUUGAAUUGUUUGAAAAUUAUCCAGCAAAGGGCUGAUGGAGGCCAAUUACAUGGCACGCGUGUUGACAACUCUGGUAUUUGUUUCAGAAAGCUCUUCUAAGCUGAGGGCACUUGAGCUACUGACUUAAUUUCCAAGCACUUGAUUAACACAACAUGGCAAACAGAGGCGGGGAGUGUCAGCAAUACUGUUUCCUAGGCCGUUUCUCUAGUGCUUCGGGGAUGAAUGUCCCCAAGUUCCUGUGUUCAAAGCAGGCCUAGUGUAUGAGUAAGAUCAAAUCCAGCCUCUCAGCCUUGUCUCUUGGGAAAAGAGGAACUCAGCCAACAAGGGAACCCGCAGUUCAAAUGAACAACACUGAAGGCCACAAAGGGAUCUAUCUCUGUAGGGACUGGCUUACUGAGUGGUUGAGAAAAAAGUACCAACAGAGACUUUCUCACAAACAUAUCUUGCCUCCCUCAGGGACCCUUUUCAGGUUCAUUUCCAGAAACUAAUAACCAUGGGCUCCACUAGAGUUCAGUUCCCUUAAAGCUUAACAGAUCACUUGCUCCAGUGUAAGUUUCUGCUCUGUGCCACUAUGGCUACAUGAAUACAAUACCCACAGUGGGUACUUACAUACCUGUGUAUACAUAUUCACAUAUAUACAAAUGUAGGCUUCCUUGGCAUCAAGCUCGGAACUGUCAUAAGAGAUAGAGCUGGUGUGAUCAAAAUUAAUACUCUCCUUGCCAGCUGUAAACAGACAUCUGCAUUUCCUAGGGAGCUGCCAAGAAUGAGACUCCGAGAGCAUAAAUGAUGUGCCAAAAGCAGCCUAUUUAUUCCAGCUUCCAGAGGCAAUCAGGAGCAGGCACAAAGUCAGAAUUACAGGUCGGAUAUAUGAGUUUCAGAUCUGUCACCACACUCGGCACCUGGGAUUGCGUUGGUGUCAAGCAUUGUAUGAGACAUAAACGUGACUUCUGAGAUUUCUACUAAUCCUACGUUUGUUCCUUUGGAGAGAAGGCAAUGUGGAUGCCAUGGGAACUGACAAGGGUUGAGGGGAUCUGCUACUGGAAAUGAACAAGUUGUGACUGCCCUUCACCGCCUCGUGCAAGCAGAUUAUCAGAACCCCACUGAGUACGGACUCAGGGUCACCAUGCAACUCUACUGGGCCUACUUUCAUGGGAUACUAGACGUGUCUUUGAUAAUCACCUAUUCCAUCGAAAUGUCAGAAGAAAAAAAAAUAUGCUCCAGCCUGUCCUUCUGUCUGGAAAAAGGAACACCAAGUAGAAAUGAACCAAGGCACCUGGGUACCCGAUGUGAAAGUGACUUCUUCACAACAGACAUACUCCAGUUCCUGCGUUAUCUGAGUGACUUUGGGAAGGAUGGCUCCACGUGAUGGGAGCUGAUUCCCAACACGUUGAAGCAAGUAGAGCUGCUCCAUAGAAACAGUACGCACACUUCCACAUGCCUUUCUGACUUUACACAUGGAGGGAGGUCAGGCCUACUAGACAGAAAUGUUCAGCCUGACAAGGGUGGCUGAGAGGAAGGGAUAAGGCUAGAGAAAGGGUAUCACCUUAGUCGAAGUAACUGAUAGAACACUGUGGGUUUUCUGAGUGGAAACCAAAUGAGGUUUAUGAAGGGACUGAGUAAAAGGAAUUCUACAAAGGUAGUUGUUCUAAAGUUGUUUCCCCUUCCCAUAACAUUGACAGUUUGUCCUUCCACCAAAGUGAUGCGAAUGAACGUACUUGUGUUAUGCCUCUGGCCAAGCUUGUUUUUGAGUAGUUUAAUGUCAAGUGCCUGAUAUAGUCAUCUGCAAGUUGAAUCAAGGGUGUUUAGGUUUUCUUUCUUGUUCUCACUGGGAAGGGUGGAGAUGCAGUUGUCAAAACAUAUAUAACUCUAACACAGAGAGCUAGGUACCUCGCCCUUCUGCUGUGGGCUACAGUUGUGUGCAGUGCAACAGAAGGAAAUGGGGAGGGAUGUGUGCCACCAAGGGCCUUUUCCCUCUGAAGUUCAUACUGCUUUGGGAUGUUGUUCAUGGGUUGGGGAGUUGGUUUUCAAAAUCUGGUUUGCUCUGGGUCUCCAGGAGCUCCAUCAUUGAAACUGAGUUUUAAGAAUCUUUUUCUGCAUCCAUCCGGUCAAGUUGUCCUCAGCAAAGAAGCGCAGCAAUUUCUACCUUUCUUAGAAAAAAAAAUGCCAAAAAAGCAGAAAAGCCCCAAAGUGGACAGUCGAUUCCAAAUUGUUUAUCACGGUCGCUGGAUCAGGAACAGCUGGAAAUUUCAUACUGAUGUUUUAGUUAAUGCUUUCAGGGCCAAAGGGCUCAUGUUCUUAGCAGACCCUAUGGCAGUUAUCAGCCCCAUAAGAGAUGGUAGAGAGUAAUAGCUUAUGAAGUUAUGAGGGAGUAUCUGCAAUUUCAUCCUUAGUUUUCACCAGUUUAGGAGGAACUGAUUUGAUAGUACCUAAAAUCAGGGACCUUAAAACCUCUUCCUGAUGGAGUCAGAGGAAGCAGCAUGAUUAUUAUUUUUAAUUUGGGGGAAAAUGAAUUUUUCUUCAACAGCAUGAAUAUCUGGGUUUUAUUUGGCAUAAGGCUUAUUCCUAGAAAUCCUUAUGGUCGAUUGCUUCCCCCCUUAUUAUCCAAAUCUCCCUUCUCUCUUUCUUUCAAGACAAACGCGUUUGAGUAGCUGCAAUAGCACUUCACAGGUGUUCAACAAGGAAGGCAACAGUGUACAGGAUGCCAUAUUAUGAACACUUCUAAUGACCACACACACAAAAAAACAGCAAACAAAUAAAAAUGCCAGGCUCAUUUCCCUCGUUUCUUGCUUAAGAGAAGAGAAGCAAAUGGAAGGAAGAAGAAAUAGAUUUGCAAUUAAAAAUGUGACAAAAAGAUAAAGCUGAGCCAGUGCAAUUUAGCCUUCAGGUGCAGAACACGGAGCCCAAAAGAAUGUGGAGUGGACUUAAUUAGAUACAAUUGUCUUCAUAGGGAGAGUAGGCAGUGAAACCCGAUUUCCAGCAUUUUGGAAGAGACUCCUUGCAUCCCCUCCCCUGAGUGGUGCACUUCUAAGGUACAUGGUUGUUUCGUACCACUAGGUGGAGAAAGAAAGGUUGAGAGCCUCCACCAUCCUUGUGGGGCACCAUCCCAGGUUAUUUGGCAGAGUUCCAGAAUCUCAAUAAUAACAAUGGUAAGUAAUAAUAGCUGCCCUUGUGUUAGUGAAAAGGAACAUUUUUAAUCGUUCAGAAAUUCUCGUGACAUGUAAAGUGCAAUUGUGAGGAAUGUGUGGGUGUACGAAAAUGUAUCUGUCAAGUUCAGAGUCCUCUAGGUUAAAAAAAAACUUAUAUGAUAUCAAUGGUGCCGUUAAUAGCUGUGUUGGACAAUGGGUGUGCCCGUUUUCACAAUUAUUCUUAAAACAAAUCUAUGUUCUGAUGCUUUAAAUUUUAUCACAUGAUACAAGAAUAUGACUUUGUCAGCCUUUAAAACUUCUUUUUUUGCUUUCUUUCUUUUUUUUCCUUCAAAAAAAAAUCAAUGAAGACUUGAUUUCUGUCAAUCAUUGUAUUGAGGGUGAAUAUACUACCUGAAUUUUGUGCAUGUUACAUUGUAGUUGUAACCUUUUCUAAUUCAGGAUGAAUACAAGAUGGUUGUGAUUGUGCAGUGUAUCAAUAAAGUUUGAAGAAAUUUGUAACUUUUAGGGGGCUCUUCAUUGGGAUGUCCCUUUGAGACCCUGCAAUGGGAGAAAAUGGAGCAGUUAUGUGUUUCAGACUUUGGGGA